CAGCAUCGUCGCGGCUGGUCUUAGGAUUACACGAGGUCGAAGUAGUUAAUUCAGUGCUUAAAUUUGCAGACAGCAGGCGAGUUCAAAACUGGCUUCGCCCCACGAAUAUCCUUCUUCAGGAUUAUAAUGCAGUCUUUCCAGUUUCACACGUCUUUGGUGGUGCAACAAUGGAGACUGUGCCGCCAUUUAGCAGGUAAGCCAGGGGCGGCAGUGAUCAUCGACGGUGAGACGUUGGACAUCCCUCAUCUCGUCUAUGUUGCAAGGCAUGCCAGAAGUGCUCAAUGUGCCUCAACGGCAUUUGCAGAGGUUAGUAGGAGCCACCAAGCACUACUAGAUAGUCUAUCGUCGGGAGAGGUGAUAUACGGUGUCAAUACUGGCUUCGGUGCCUCCGCGCAUACUCGCACGAGUGAUGUGCAAGCGCUUCAACGUGUUCUCACUCGAGAAUUAAGUUAUGGGAUCCUUCCACCUGGUUCUCGCGAUGCUCAACCUCGUCGGCGCAGCGUUUGUGAAGAUCACCAUGAUUUCUUCGACCUAGCACAGGAGGAAGAGAGUGAAUCUUAUUAUCUGCCACUGACCUGGGUCCGAGGUGCUAUCCUCCUACGCAUCAACUCGCUGCUGCGGGGUCAAUCGGCCAUCCGCCCGGUUCUUCUAGAUCGAUUGCAGGCGCUGCUCACACAUAACAUUAUACCCAUGGUGCCCAUCCGGGGCAGUAUCUCGGCUUCUGGGGAUCUCAGCCCGCUGGCCUACAUCAGUGGCGUCAUCCAGGGAAAGCCCACAAUCCGCGUGUUCUCAGCUGCCAAUCAAAAGGGAGACCUCUACGCAGAUGAAGCCCUCGCUAGUGCGAGUAUCACUCCGGUGGACUUGACGGCAAAAGAGGGUUUAGCAGUUGUCAAUGGAACAGCUAUUUCCGCCGCCUGCGGUUCACUCGUGCUUCACGAUGUACAGCAGCUGGCAGUGCUCUCUCAAAUCCUCACAGCCAUGACCGUAGAAGCGCUGCUCGGGUCCCCAGAAAGCUUCCAUCGAUUCUUCGGCGAGGUACGGCCCCACCCCGGCCAGGUUGAGAGCGCGCGCAAUAUACGAGCAUUCCUGCGGGGUUCCGGGCUGGCUCGGACCAAAGACGGCAAAGACGGGGCCCUACGACAGGACCGAUAUUCGAUUCGUACGGCUGCACAAUGGCUUGGCCCGGUGCUGGAGGAUCUACACCUUGCCCACCAACAGAUGAGCAUCGAGUGCAAUUCGACUACGGACAACCCAUUAGUGACGCGCGAGGGCGAGUUUCUUCACGGCGGCAACUUCCAAGCCAAGGCUGUAACGUCGGCCAUGGAGAAGAGCCGUCAAGGGAUUCAAACCAUCGGACGUAUGCUGUUCACGCAGUGUCAGGAGAUGAUCAACCCCGCCACAAGCUGGGGCUUACCGCCCAACCUCGUCGCGGAGGAUCCCAGCAAGUCCGGGAUUUUCAAGGCCAUCGACCUCUACAUCUCCGCUCUGCAGUCGGAGCUGGGCUUUCUCGCGGGCCCCGUGAAUCACGUCCAGAACGCCGAGAUGGGUAACCAGUCGCUGAACUCAUUGGCUUUGAUCUCGGCCCGAUACACCGCAACCGGCGUGCGGGUUUUGACCGAGCUCACGGCCGCACACCUUCUCUCUGCGUGCCAGGCACUGGAUCUGCGGGCUAUGCAGCUGCAAUUCCUGGGCUCAAUCCGUGGUGAGUUUGGGGUGUUGUUGCACGAUCUGGUGCACAGUAUCGCGCCAACCGGUGAGGGUGAGACCGAUACAAAGACAUCAGCUCUGAUAGAUCUCAAGGAUACCUUAUGGGCCCACCUGAGAACGAUGCUCGAUUCUACAGUCACCAUGGACACCAAUGACCGCUUCAUUCAUAUAGCGAAGAGUAUGCGGGGGCCAAUACUCGACCAUAUAGACUUUAGUACGGCGUCCCCGCAAACGCUAGAGGCUCUACAGAGGUUCGUUGAGCGCAUGGCUUCUUUUCUCCAAGCUGCAUGGUGCAUCAAUCGAAAUGCCUAUAUGGUGCACGGGGACGCCAGUGCCGUGUUGGGCGUGGCAUUGAAGAAAGUCUAUGUAUUCGUGCGUCGUACGCUCGGGGUCCCGUUUCUAUGCACCGCACAGAUCUUGACACCUACUGCUGAGUCGAUGAAGACGGGUCAGCGACGGGAGGCGCCGACGGUUGGAUCCUACACGGGAGUGAUAUAUCGUGCUAUCCGACGGGGGGAGAUGAUUCCUUUGAUGACCGAGCUCUUCGAGGAGUGUCUGACGGAGCAUGAGUUGAGUGAGUAGCGUAGUUGUUCAUACAGUACAAACAUAGCGCAGAAACCAGAACCAAAGCCAGCCGCUACAUAUUUUGAUAACGCCUGCGAAUAUACAUUCGCACUUAGCCAAUAUACAGUCCAUACCUCAUCCUUAUUCGAGAAACGACAGCCUCACACCAAAUACACCCCUGUCUUCACCAACACCAUGCAACACAAAAUCCCUUCACCGCGCCGCCUUCUCCAAAUCGGCCGCCCACAGCGCCGCACCAACGGUAUUCGUAAAAGCCAUCACGAUCGAAGCGAAGGGGAUCAUUUCGAGGGCAAACGCAGCCAUGCCAAACCUAGGAGCAGAAAUGAUUAGCCCAUCUCAACCACAAACAACACCACCUCCUCCCUCUUCCCACUCCCCACACCAAACCACCCGCACCCCAACCAACCACCACAGAAAGAACAACCAGGAUAAAGGAAC
Aspergillus homomorphus CBS 101889 is the source of this 2730-nucleotide messenger RNA. Its product is annotated as aromatic amino acid ammonia-lyase. Gene Ontology annotation, molecular function: ammonia-lyase activity. The record is from RefSeq and is a predicted model, not a curated record. Gene Ontology annotation, cellular component: cytoplasm. Bases 127 to 2289 code for a protein of 720 amino acids. NCBI's taxonomy places the organism in Eukaryota, Fungi, Ascomycota, Eurotiomycetes, Eurotiales, Aspergillaceae. The transcript is spliced from 3 exons. Gene Ontology annotation, biological process: L-phenylalanine catabolic process.